This is a messenger RNA of Fusarium venenatum, 1365 nucleotides long. RefSeq lists its product as uncharacterized. The record is from RefSeq and is a predicted model, not a curated record. NCBI's taxonomy places the organism in Eukaryota, Fungi, Ascomycota, Sordariomycetes, Hypocreales, Nectriaceae.
AUGUUGCCCAACAGGAUAGGAUCUUUGCAUAUCCUAAAACCACUCUCCAAAUGCCCAAGUCUCGUUCGCUUCAAAAACUAUAAAGGCGAUCUUGCUGAAGACCGAUGGCCAACAGGAUUAACACCGGAAGCCAGGCCAUUUCGCAGUACAUGGAGACACCCAGACAAGAACUACUCUGUGCCAUUUACAGUGUACAAUGUUCCAAACAAUUCCGAGGCAUUUGUCAGAUGGCCAACACUCAGGAAUUUCAUGCCAGCACUGAAUCCGCGAGCAUGGAGAACAGUCAAAGCCGGGGGAUCCAUUGGUUCUAAACUCGAAACAGUCCAACCUGGGUCAACCCGUGAUGCCAGAUUAGAGAAACAACUAGCAUUGAUGCCUUACAUGUAUAAUGACCUUGGUGUGUUGGUUUACGAUGGUCCAACUGAGAAACAGUUGCAGACCAUAGGCUAUAUGCUCAAGAGAAUCGUGAAACAUGAGGGCAGACUGCAGAUCCGUGCAUGGCACGCGACUGAGAAAAAAGUGCGCUUCGAUAAAUGGAACGUAUACCGGUUGUCGGUAAAUGAGAGGGAUCAUCUUGACAGACUUUGGAAGAAGAGAGGUUUCUUGCUCCCGAGUGGCCUCGAUGAGCUUACUGACGUGGCGCUAAAUAAAUGGCGAGAUGACUGGAAGGUUCGAAGGGAGGCCGAAGGGAAAGGCGGUCGUUUACCAGUCAGGUUUUCUAAAUACAGCAAGGAGAUGUGGCUCCUGAAUAGCAAAGACGGCAUGGGCUUGAUUAAUGAAACCAUCAACGGACCCCGUCUCACUUCAGUCGAUGCCUACGUCGCCACAGCAGUUUAUAAAAGCCGCAUUCAUAUGAACAUCGAGCUUCACGCUGUAGGUACAAAGCGUUUCCUCGGCUGUGCAAGCCUCCUACUUGAGCCCAGCGUCGACAACGAUGUCCGAGAAAAGAGAUCGGAGGAGGCCAAGGAAAUGGACAAUGCCAGCCCCGAUGAUACCAAAUCACAAAUGCAAACGCGCAAGCAAGAAAGGGAAGAUGUGCGUCGUAAUCUGCAGAAGAUUUACUAUAUCGAGGCACCAAGCUCGAUGGAGCGACAGGAGCCUAUCGUUCAGGACAUGACCAGGAAGCUGUGGAGGCUUGAGCGAUUGAUUUGGAAGGAUAGAGAAGAUGCUAUGAGGAAGGAGAUGAACGAGAAGAAGAGGCGUGAAUGGGAAGCACAAAAGGCUUUGAGGAAGUCUAUCAGGGCCCAGGUGAAGGCAGACAUGGAAGGAAAUGAAAUGCCUUCGGAGAAGAAAGAGAAAUCUGAAGAACAGAGCCAGAGAGACGACGAUGUCGCUGAGGGUUUGCGUGGCGAAAAGUCUACUUGA